UAAAGUUUUCUAGGUAAUUACACAGGGAAAGUACGCUUAGCUUAACGUUCUGCAGUGUUUUUGUUUAUUUAUCAACAAGCAACAUCAAGUCACAUCCUAAAAUAGAAUCUCAAGAUUCAACAUAAGGAUUUCUUUCUAGUGUAUUCUAUAACAAACAAUCAUUCCCCAGAUAGCAUACCCAUCUAAUUCGCUGAUUCACCCACAUUACCAAGUUGGAAAGAAAAGGUAACAAUAGCUUUUUGCUAAUCUGCAGGGGAUACAUGUGACAAUAGCUACCUUAGCUACCCCCCCGCUAACACACUGCUCAUCGACGACACCGUGCUCUCAAGUCACUGGCCCGGAUCCAAAUAAUAAGUCUCAUUAAACCCUUGCUCGGACCCCUGGGCAGUGCAACCCCCAGCUGCCUCACUUUUGGUACUUAUCGACUAUUGGCCAAUCGCGCCCAAUCGAGAUGGCCGUUGUUCCCUCGAGAGUCGAGAUCCCAAGUAUCCUAAGUGAUACGAGCUCCAGUGAAAGUGACCACUCUUCUCACGACAGCUUCAAAUCCAAUGGCUCUGCCCUUCGUGAUAUUUCUAUCUCUCAGCUCCAGAAUCGCUCAAAUGUCUGCUCUAACCUAGCAAUUGAUUCACUUACUAGCUGCUUAAAGAAGCUUCAAAUAGACACAGAAACUUGCAACACCAGUCUCAACUGGUGCGAUAACCCAAAGAAUCAGGGUCGACGUCGCUUAACAAGGCCAGCAAUCGCUGCUAAUACCUUUGACGUUCUCGAAACCGUUCCUGAAGACGAGUCGCCACUCACAUGUACAUCCAGUUCUCCCAAUAUUUCUAAUAAGACACAAUAUUGCUUCAGACUGCCAGCUUCAGCAAUUGAGAAAUUUUCGGGUCAUACUCUAGUCGAGAUUGCGCGUAAAGGCAUAUCCUCGGCCAAAGAGCAAUUAGCAAAACAUCGCGAGGGCUGGUUUGAAGGAAUAAUUUCUACAAGAAUACCUGUUGAAGCUUCUAUUACAGAGUCGGGUAGUACGCCAAGUUUCAAAGCGAUACACCUUGGAUUCAAUCUCUUACCUAUCAGCGAUACCACCGCGCGCGGAACUCCAACUGAAACUGAUGCUCUUACCAGCUUUAUAGCUCUCGUAACACCAUUGGCUCCUGGAGAGGAAGUUCUAGCAGACGACGAACAGCCCACGAGAGAAAACAUGGCUCUUGCAGAACCUAGUCGCAACCACCUCACGCCGGUGAAGGGACAACCAGUACCUUCAAACAAUGGAACCCAACAACCCACACCUACUUCUAGUCCAGCUAGGGACAAGGAUAGACAUAUUGAGGUUGUUAUCCCAAGAUCACCCGCACAGCCCAUCGCUAGGAUCGAGGAUUCCGUGGAGGCGCUCGACGAACUUGAAGAACAGUUAGAGGCAUUCGAUGAGGCAGCUCACUUCAAGCGAAUCAUCUCGCCGAAGAGCCCGGAUACGGAAAAUAAACCCUUAGUACCACUGUUAUCUGUAACGACCGCCGAGACAACACGGUCUGUAACUCCCCAACCGAGGCGAUCUGCUUCAUUGUUGAGCAGCUCUACCUCUGCGAGAGCACAGUCAACCAGCGAACCCCGACGUUCUGUUCGCAAGUCGGCGUCUAUGAUUUUCCUUGAUCCUCCAAAAUUGAAGAGUGAGGAUAAACCGGUGACCCAAGCUCCGCCGAAGAGGUCAUUUCUCAAAGGCAUAGCGAGUCUUCUGCCACCCAAACAGCCACCCAAAUCGAACAAGAAACCCACCAUUCCGGCAUUCGAAUUACCCGGAGACGAAGUGGCUCGAAAAUUAAAGGAAAAACGUGAGGCCCGCAUGUCGAUACAAGCAAUCACGGAACAAGCAACGAAGCCAACUCUGUCAAGCCUCAGACGUUCCAAGUCAACCAAGAUGCCAACACGGCCUAACUUCGAGUUGCCCGGAGAAGCCAUCUCUCGUCGUAAAAGGGAAGAGCGUGAAGCGCAGCUGAAAGCACAAGAAGAAGAGGAACGGAAGAGAAGGGAGUUCAAGGCCAGACCAAUUCGAAUCAAUACUACACCCAGUACAUUUCCUCGUGACACAGUUGCAAGCCGGGCUCGACAAAGUAAAGUACAUUUAGUGGAAAAUUCGACUCACCAGGUUUCAAACAAAACCGCGCCAACAACCGCAAAGACCACGCCUCGCUCUCCUCUUUCAAAGACAAACAACCAGUGCCAACCGCGGGGCCGAGGACUACAGCCACAUCAACCCGGAGCGCAGCCACCUCGUGGUAGUUCAAGUUCUACAACGGAUAGCACCAGUGCACAGCAUAGUUCGGUGUCACUGGAAGAGAUACAACAGCAGAGGCUACGCGGUCAGGAGAUUUACAAACGGGAUAAUUCCUGGACCAGCCAGCGAGAGCGUGAGCGACGCGAGCGAGAAGCGCUGGCUAAACUAGCACGAGAAGAAGCAGCCGAACGAUCUCGACAGCAGAGCCGCGAGUGGGCGGCGAAGCAAGCGAGGAAGAGAAUGACAGUCUCCUCAUUAUGCGACGUCAUGCCCUAAAAAAAAUGCAUAUUAGCAAGACAAACAUUGCUCAUUAGGGGUAUAUCAGUGGAGGGACUGAAGUGUAAUAAUAUGUGUAUUUGCAUAGUGCGGUAGGGGGGGAG
This is a messenger RNA of Daldinia caldariorum, 2643 nucleotides long. RefSeq lists its product as uncharacterized. The record is from RefSeq and is a predicted model, not a curated record. The transcript has 2 exons. The coding region runs from base 452 to 2539 and encodes 695 amino acids. Lineage: Eukaryota; Fungi; Ascomycota; Sordariomycetes; Xylariales; Hypoxylaceae.